ACUUCCUGAAAAAAAACAUGCAAGACAGACAGAGCGAUUUGAGAAACACAGAGAAUCUACAAAGUGGACACGGAUUAGAAGACAGAGAAAGCUUGGCUGUUUUUUGUGUGUUUUUUUUUUUAACUUCACGCCGCCUCUUCAGGAUCCAUUGCUUCAAACAAUAUUGAUGACUGAGCAGUUUUAAGACUAGGCCUACACCCUCAUCAUAACAACCAGACUACCAUGGAGACCCUGGAUAUCACCCUGACCAAGUGGUUUAAGGUGAAAGAAUACGACCAGAAGAGUGAGCAGCGGGCAGAGAAACACGAGGGACUCCGGGGACGUAACAACAUCACUUCCUGUCGGAGCCCAACCAGAGAACUGGACACGCGGUGGAUCAAGAAGGAGCUGAGGCGGAAGAGACAGCAGGAAUUCGAUAUAAGACGAUCGGUCAGCCCAGAAAGGGCCAAAGAUUCUGGAAAGGUCAAGGACGACAGUUGUGUCAUCUGUGACACAGCCAAGUCAGAGACGGUGGGGGCUAAGGUCAGUGUGACCCCUAAGUCAAAUCUGCGUGGGUCACAAAGGGCGAAAGACUCUGCAAAGAUCAAGGAUGACAGUUGUGUCAUCUGUGACGAAGCGAAGUCAGAGUCUUUGCAGUGUAACAUCAAUUGGCCUAUGCCCCCUAGGCUUAUGUCCAAUGGACGGCCAUUGAUAAUGGCUCGAAGAAUAAAGACAUCCAAAGAUGACCUGGACAACAGUGAAUGGGCCUCAAUAUGGAAAAAUGAGAAGAGCAGUACUAGAACACUAGAGGCAGUUUCCUACACCUUCACCACCUCCACCCCAACCUUCACCACCUCCACCCCAACCUUCACCACCUCGACCAGAGAACCACCCACCUCCACCCCUACCUCCACCCUGAAGACGUCCACCCCGAGCAGAGAUCUAGUCCAGCCCAGGUUAAAAGCCUCGACAAAACAACCACCCACCUCCACCCCUACCUCCACCCCUACCUCCACGCCUACCUCCACCUCUACCUCCACCUCUACCUCCACCCCUACCUCCAACCCUACGUCCACCCCGAGCAGAGAUCUAGUCCAGCCCAGGUUAAAAGCCUCGACAAAACAACCACCCACCUCCACACCUACCUCCACUCCUACCUCCACACCUACCUCCACCCCUACCUCCACCUCUACCUCCACCCCUACCUCCACCCCUACCUCCACCCCUACCUCCACCCCUACCUCCACCCCUACCUCCACCCCUACCUCCACCCCUACCUCCACCCCUACCUCCACCUCUACCUCCACCCCUACCUCCACCUCUACCUCCACCCCUACCUCCACCCCUACCUCCACCCCUACCUCCACCUCUACCUCCACCCCUACCUCCACCCCUACCUCCACCCCUACCUCCACCUCUACCUCCACCCCUACCUCCAACCCUACGUCCACCCCGAGCAGAGAUCUAGUCCAGCCCAGGUUAAAAGCCUCUACAAAACAACCACCCACCUCCACCCCUAUCUCCACCCCUACCUCCACCCCUACCUCCACCCCUACCUCCACCCCUACCUCCACCCCUACCUCCACCCCUACCUCCACCCCUACAUCCAACCCUACAUCCACCCCGAGCAGAGAUCUAGUCCAGCCCAGGUUAAAAGCCUCGACAAAGAAAGGAAAGGGCAUCCUGAAGGGUACAGGAGGUAAGAAGACACAGCAAGAAGUCAGCUCACAGACAGAGCCUGGCUCUAUGUACACAUCUGGCUCUAUAUACAGGCCUGGCUAUGUUACCGUCAAGGAAUCUGAAGUUAUUCAGCUGGAUGUUUACUUGCAGGAGGCUCUAUGGAGAGAGGAGGGCCUGAAGAAGAAGUUGGCUGUUCUCCAGAAGCGUGGCUCCACCCUGCUGCAUCACUCUGACACCCUAUGGACCACAAGCUGCAAUGAAGACCUACUAAAGAACAAGAUCAGAGCAUUGGAAACACAGCUGCAAGUCUGUCUGCAGAAACUCCCCUUGGAUGGAGUGAAGAAGCUAGUGAUACAGAUGGAGAAACAGAAGGGAGCGUAUGAGGAGAAAGCCUUGGAGGUCAUCCAGAGGGCAACAGAGGAGAAAAAGGAAGCUCUCAGUCAAGCUGAGACACUCGAGGUUGGGGUCUCUACAGAAAGGCUUGAAGUGCUGCUGCAGGCAGCCAGAGUGGAAGCGGCGCAGUGGCAGGGUCUGUGUGAGGAAAUGAAGGAGAGCUCAGAACAGCUGAAGAAGAAACAGGAGAUCAGCUCUGAACAGGUCCUUCAACUGCAGAACCAACUGGAGCUGGCCAGGGGUCAGGAGGCGGGGCUGAGGGAGGAGCUGGGGGCAGUACAGCGAGUGGAGGAGGAGUUACAGUCCAACAUUGUUCUACUGGAAGAACAGAACGAGAACCUGAGGGAACAAAUCCAGGAGUUGAGAGAUGCCAGAACUGAGACUCAGGAGGUGUCCCUGGAUGAAUCCUUGGCCCAGUUGGAUGUGUCUCUGGAGCAGUCAGAGGAGUUGGAGCGGACCCUGGCCCAGUUGGACGUGUCUCUGGAGCAGUCAGAAGAGUUGGAGCGGACCCUGGCCCAGCUGGAUGUGUCUCUGGAGCAGUCAGAAGAGGAGGAGGAGGAGGAGGAGCGGACCCUGGCCCAGUUGGAUGUGUCCCUGGAGCAGUCAGAAGAGUUGGAACGGACCCUGGCCCAGUUGGACGUGUCUCUGGAGCAGUCAGAGGAGGAGGAGGAGGAGGAGGAGGAGGAGGAGGAGGAGCUGAUUGUAUCGUCGCAGCAGAAGCAGUUAUCAUGGGGAGAUGGAGAUCAGGUUCUGGAGCAGCUCCGUCACGCUCUGGACCGACUACAGCUGAAGGAGAGGGAGUGUGAGGAGCUGCAGAACGAUCUGGAGGCCGUAGAGGCAGAGUGCCAGUCAUGCCAGGUCCGUCUGACACAGUGCAGGGACGAACUCCGACAGCUCAGCCACCGACGCAGCAGCAGGAAGCCCUGUGUCUCGUGGAUAUGUCUCUGUGUUCCACUACUACUGCUCCUGGCCAUGGUGGCGGCGGCCAUCUUGUGGGCGUGGCAUCCUCCCUUCAAGGACCAAGUCCAGGACCUGUACUCAGCUGUAGAGGAACACAUAGAGGACUAUCUACUGCAGGCCGUCUCUCCACAACACGUUGGCUGCUUCAGGCCUGUCUGACCACAGCACGUUGGCUGCUUCAGGCCUGUCUGACCACAGCACGUUGGCUGCUUCAGGCCUGUCUGACCACAGCACGUUGGCUGCUUCAGGCCUGUCUGACCACAGCACGUUGGCUGCUUCAGGCCUGUCUGACCACAGCACGUUGGCUGCUUCAGGCCUGUCUGACCACAGCACUAGCCUGAGUCCCACAUCGGUUUGGGCUCUCUUGCCAACUCUAAGACAUUGGACUUGACAAGACAGUACAAAGAGAUCUGGGACUCAGGCUACCACACCACAGCACAGCUCAGGUUUAAGAUUUAUAGUUUGAUUGAGUUUGUUUUGUGUAUAUUAGGAAUUUUUGUUAAGGUAUUAUUAAUUACUUUUUUAACAAAAAAAUCUAACAAAAACAAUCCAAAUGAUAAAAGACAAAACAAUCUAUUAAUUUAAUUUAUAUUUAUAACUCAGAACCUUUGUGUGCCUUUAUAGAUGAAUUGAGAAGGACAACUAAGCAUUAGUUGCUUUUGAUUCCAACUUUAAAGUAGUCUCUGCAGAUAGAGUUUGAUUGACUUAAACAUGAAUGUUUACAAUGUUACACAUUACACAAACUUUGGGAUAAAAAUAACAAUUUACUGCCUAUCAGUGGAAGCGGCUGAGAGGAGGACUGCUCAUAGUAACGGCUGGAAUGGAGUCAAUGAAAUGGAAUCAAACCACAUGGACACCACGUCAUGGAAACCACGUCAUGGAAACCACGUCCUCCCAGCAGCCUCCUCUGCUGCAUAUGCAUCGUUAUGUAAUAAUUGUUCAAUAUCUUUGUUUGAAAUGAUUAUAUUGGACUAAUGCACCUCAUAUUUUAGUUGAACAAAAAAAUCGUGCAGAUCAUGUAAAUCAUUAGAAAAGUAUCAUAAUAAGUA
Salvelinus fontinalis (brook trout) is the source of this 4061-nucleotide messenger RNA. RefSeq lists its product as uncharacterized. The coding region runs from base 223 to 3171 and encodes 982 amino acids. NCBI's taxonomy places the organism in Eukaryota, Metazoa, Chordata, Actinopteri, Salmoniformes, Salmonidae. The transcript has 15 exons. The record is from RefSeq and is a predicted model, not a curated record.